This is a messenger RNA of Astrephomene gubernaculifera, 1486 nucleotides long. NCBI's taxonomy places the organism in Eukaryota, Viridiplantae, Chlorophyta, Chlorophyceae, Chlamydomonadales, Astrephomenaceae. The record is from the annotation of a GenBank genome assembly.
CGUGUUGGACAUCAUGGGAGUCAUGUACGGCAGCAGCGUCUUCCUGUCCAUGGUCAACAUGAUGAUGGUGAUGCCCGCAGCUGCCUCGGAGCGACCCGUCUUCUACCGCGAACGAGCUUCCGGGAUGUACGGCGGAGCGGUGUUUGCGGCGGCUCAGGGCAUGGCGGAACUGCCGUUCCUGUUCGUACAAUCGGUGCUGUACGUGGUUAUCUUGUACGGCAUGAUUCAGUUUGAGUUCACAGGCACCAAAAUCCUGUGGUUCUGGCUGUACAUGUGGUUGGACCUGAUGUACUUUACCUACAUGGGCAUGGGCGUCAUGAACGCCACACCCAACCUGCCGGCAGCAACCGCCAGCGGCUCCUUCUUCAUCCUGCUGUGGAUGCUCUUCUGCGGCUUCCUCAUCUACAGGAAGAACAUCAAGCCCUGGUAUAUCUGGGCCUACUACUUCAACCCGAUGACGUUCAUCAUCUACGGAUGCGUCACCACGCAGUUGGGUGACAUCACGGACGGCUUCAUCAGUGUUGGUGACUCCACCACAACCAUUGCGCAGUACAUCAACGAUACCUUCAGCUACGAGUACGACAUGCGCGGCUACAUCGUACUCAUCCUGCUGGGUUUCAUCGCCGCGUUCCGUGGUCUCUCCUACCUGGGAUACACUCGCAUGAACUUCCAGCGCCGUUAGGGGAAUUGAGGGUGAACGAGCAACGCAGGCGGUGUGCAGUACAACACCACCACGAUAACGGGUGUUGAGUAUCGUGGCUUCUCUGGGUCUCAUUGUGUGCCAGUGAGCCUUGGGCGACAUGUUUGCUUUUGUGGGGAGGGGCUAAGUGGUUAUCAUUAGUGUCUGGCAAGUGCUGCCCUGGGCUGAGGAGCUGGUUUCGACGCAGACAGGCUGCUGGCUGGAACCAUGUGACUCUUGGGUUUCCUGAGUCUUAGGUGCUGUAGCGUUUGGAGAGUGGUCAGAGGAGCUGGGGUGUCUAGAAGAAGAAACAGGAUGAAUGCAUGGUUCUCAUGACAUGGGUGUAGGGUUGAUUACAUGCAUGUCGUGAUCCGGGGAGGCGCAUUGCACUGUGUUGACGGGAAAGGCAUGUUCAUAAUCCUGACCCUACCUCGUAUGUGGUGGUAGAGAAUGCCAAACGUGCGUUGCAUAUGGGCGAGCAUGUAUAAGGAAAGCAUCUGGUUGUGUGUGUGUGCACGUGUGCUUUCUCUUGCUAUGGCUAUGCAGGCAAGUAUUUCGAGCGUGCCCCUAGUGACUGUGCGCGGGUACGGUUAAAGCGCAAGGAUUUAAUACCAGCAGAAAGGCAUGUUCCUUCCAAUUGGCAUCGAUCCCUUUUCGACGUGCGCGUGUGCAGCUGUGUGUUUUAACGUACGUUUGCGCCUUGACUCAGGGCUCAGCUUCAAGGGCCACUUAGGAUUAGUCCCUGUCGCACCGCGUAUGACCCCCUCUCAUGCGUGGUGUUAAGAAGUUAUCCUGCUUGGUUGCGCC